AUGGUGUAUACUGCUGGAGACAGUGCCGGAGACAGUGCCGGAGGCAGUGCCAGCGACAAGAACUCGUGCAUAGUAGGAGUGGAUACCAAAAAUCUGAUAGCUCAGAGGCUGCUGCAAUUGAGCCAUGAAGGUAAAGUAGCAUAUGGAGGUUUUGUGAAGACAGCCAAGGCAUUUGGAGUGAGCAGGAAGACAGUACAUAGAAUAUGGGCAGAGGCCAGCAACCAAAUCCAGCUUGGAGUACCUGUGAGCAUACAAGAUCGUGUUAGAGGAUACAAGCGCAGUGAUAGAGUUCAGAUAGAUUCAAACAGAGUAAGAGCUCUUUCAUUCCUUGAAAGAUCUACCAUCCGCAAACUGGCUUUCAAACUGGAGUUAAGUAAGAGUGCAGUGGGAAGAAAGGUUAAAGCAGGGGAACUGAGGCCACACACAAAUGCGGUGAAGCCCCUACUUACUGCCGCAAACAAGUUAGCAAGAAUGAAAUGGGGUCUCAUUCAUGUCCAGCCUCUGGUGCACAAUGGUAUGCUCAAAUACCACACAAUGCACAAUGUAGUACACAUAGAUGAAAAAUGGUUUUUCAUGACCAAGGCUACAGAUAGAUAUUACCUGCUGCCAGAUGAAGAAGAACCAUAUAGGUCAUGUAAGUCAAAGCGGUUUAUCACAAAGGUGAUGUUUAUGUGUCCUGUGUGCAGACUAUGCUUUGGAGAAGAUGGAGAUGUCAUAUUUGAUAGAAAAAUAGGCAUCUUUCCAUUCACAACAAAAGAGCAAGCCCAAAGAAAAUCGAAGAACAGAGCAAAAGGCACCUUGGAGACAAAACCAAUUCAAUCUGUGAACAAGGAAGUCAUGAGAGACUGCCUUAUCCACAAGUCAGUUGCAAACACUGAUGGCUUCAAAUUCCAUAUCAUUUGCCAACCAGCCAAUUCCCCAGAUUGUAAUGUGUUGGAUUUAGGUUUUUUCAGAGCAAUACAGUCUAUACAAGAUGACAAACUGGCCAGGGGAGUGGAUGACUUGUUGAGCAAUGUGCAAAGCUCAUUUGAAGAACUUAGUGCACAAACACUCAACAAAGUGUUUCUAACUCUUCAAACUUGUUUAACAGAGAUCUUGAAAGUGGAAGGGGGAAAUGGCUACAAAACUCCACACAUUAACAAAGAUAGGUUGUCAAGGUUAGGAAUACUACCACAGACUCUAGAGAUUGAAGAAAAUGUUGUCAAGGCUGCAGUGACAUAUCUACAACAGAGUGAAAAUGAUGCUGGGACAGCAUAUGACAUCUCACAUAUAUGUAGGGCUGUAGGUUUCUAA
Salvia splendens (bonfire salvia) is the source of this 1293-nucleotide messenger RNA. RefSeq lists its product as uncharacterized. Lineage: Eukaryota; Viridiplantae; Streptophyta; Magnoliopsida; Lamiales; Lamiaceae. The transcript is spliced from 2 exons. Bases 1 to 1293 code for a protein of 430 amino acids. Gene Ontology annotation, molecular function: nucleic acid binding. The record is from RefSeq and is a predicted model, not a curated record.